This is a messenger RNA of Pochonia chlamydosporia 170, 5193 nucleotides long. RefSeq names its product PHD transcription factor (Rum1). The coding region runs from base 1 to 5193 and encodes 1730 amino acids. Gene Ontology annotation, molecular function: DNA binding; histone demethylase activity. Lineage: Eukaryota; Fungi; Ascomycota; Sordariomycetes; Hypocreales; Clavicipitaceae. The record is from RefSeq and is a predicted model, not a curated record. The transcript is spliced from 4 exons. Gene Ontology annotation, biological process: chromatin remodeling. Gene Ontology annotation, cellular component: nucleus.
AUGACUACUACUGGCUUUAACAGCGCCAAUGUGAGUUCUCGCAACUCGCCGGCCAUCGGAUCGUCCGCCGCCCAGGUAUCAUCGAGACCGAAGCGUAGCAAGGUCAACACAAAUGGCUACCACCCAACCAAUUCUCAGACCCCGUUGAGUUCCAUGGCUAGCACGGGGCUAGAUCUCACCUCGGUCGAACGUCGCGGCCAACCAACGGCUGUGCGCGAAUCUCUUAAGCAGAAAUCGCGACCCCAUGGCAUUUCCGAAGCCCCAACUUAUUGUCCCACGGAAGAGGAAUGGCGGGAUCCGCUGGAGUAUAUGAAGAAGAUUACGCCAGAAGCCUCCCAGUUCGGUAUUUGCAAGAUCAUCCCACCGGACUCAUGGAACCCUGAUUUUGCCAUCGACACGGAGAAGUUUCAUUUUCGAACUCGAAAACAAGAGCUCAAUUCUGUAGAGGGCAGCACUCGAGCAAAUCUCACUUAUCUAGACGGACUCUCCAAAUUCCACAAGCAACAAGGCAGCAACUUGCAUCGUCUGCCUUACGUAGAUAAGAAACCACUCGACUUGUACCGCUUGAAGAAGGCUGUUGAAUCCCGUGGCGGGUUUGACAAGGUCUGCAAGUUGAAAAAAUGGGCGGAAAUUGGGCGAGAUUUGGGAUAUAGCGGCAAGAUCAUGUCUUCGCUGUCUACCUCCCUAAAGAACUCUUAUCAGCGAUGGCUGUGCCCAUACGAAGAUUAUUUGCGUCUCGCUAAGCCCGGUGUUCAUCAGCAACUGGAACAAGAAUAUGGCGGUCCCUUGACCCCUAGCCCGGCACAGACGCCUGCGAAAAAGUCAAAUGUCAAUACGCCAUCCAGCGUCAAAGGGGACUCGCCAACCCGACAAGCGUCCGAUGCUUUGCAGAGCAGCCUAAAUGGCCUGAAAAGAGAAAGUGACCGCGACACCCCCAUGCUCGAUGCCCCGCCAGCACCAACAUCUGCUGCAACAGGUGGGUUCAGAGCCAUCAACUCUAACGGUUUCACUGCCGUAAAUGCUGCAUCAAAAUCUGCCAAUGGAGAGAGUAGAAGCUUCACACCAGAUCCAAAGCGGGUGGGCAGCCCGGCAGCUUCCACAAGCAAUACACCAGAGGCUCGAGGGUCUAGUCUGAAUCCUGCGGCCGCUGUAAAACGCCAACUGGGGGACUCGGCCGACUCGGCUAAAAAGGACGCGGACAUUGACAUGGAGGACGCUGAUGGCAGCAGCAGUAGACGAAGCAAGCGUCUCAAGAAGGAACCCGUACCUACGGUUGCCGGGUCUCACAUGACACCUUUCCGACCAUCUGUACCACGCAUUCCCAAGGAUGAGACUACGGCUUUGGGCGAGAGGUGUGAAAACUGCGGUCGCGGAGAGGACAGCGGUGCACUUCUCGUGUGCGAAUCAUGCGAUAACGCGUACCAUGGACCAUGCCUGGACCCCCCAGUGAAACGCCGACCUGACUCGGAAUGGAACUGCCCAAGAUGUCUUGUUGGCGACGGCCAAUUCGGCUUCGAAGAAGGGGGCCUGUACUCUCUGAAGCAGUUCCAACAAAAGGCAAAUGACUUCAAGCAGGGCUAUUUUGAGAAGAAGAUGCCGUUUGAUCAUACACUAAACUGCCUUCGGCCUGUCACUGAGGAAGAUGUCGAAACUGAGUUUUGGCGAUUGGUGGCGGAUCUUGAGGAAACCGUGGAAGUCGAAUACGGUGCCGAUAUCCAUUGCACUACGCAUGGCUCAGGUUUCCCAACGCUUGAGAAGAACCCAAAUAACCCGUACGCCUCUGACCCAUGGAAUCUCAACAUUCUUCCACUUCAUCCGGAGAGUCUGUUCCGUCACAUCAAGUCAGACAUUUCUGGCAUGACGGUGCCUUGGGUUUAUGUAGGCAUGAUAUUCUCUACCUUCUGCUGGCACAAUGAGGAUCACUACGCAUACUCUGCCAACUAUCAGCACUUUGGCGCGACGAAGACGUGGUACGGCAUUCCAGGAGAGGAUGCCGAAAAAUUUGAGGCAGCGAUGAGGGAGGCAGUCCCCGAGCUGUUUGAGACGCAGCCCGACCUUCUAUUCCAGCUUGUCACCUUACUGACUCCAGAGCAAUUGAAGAAGGCCGGGGUAAGGGUAUAUGCACUUGACCAACGCGCCGGACAAUUCGUCAUCACCUUCCCCCAAGCUUAUCAUGCCGGUUUUAACCAUGGCUUUAAUUUCAAUGAGGCAGUGAACUUCGCACCAUUUGACUGGGAACCUUUUGGCCUCGCCGGCGUCGAACGAUUGCAGCUUUUCCGAAAACAACCAUGCUUCUCACACGAUGAACUCUUAUGGACUGCUGCCGAUGGGAACACAGCAACUGGUCUGUCAAUUCAGACUGCCAAAUGGCUAGGACCUGCGUUGGAUCGAAUCCGAAAACGCGAGCAAGUGCAACGGGCGGAUUUCUUGGCCAAACAUUUGGAUCUUUCCCCUCACAAGUGUCCUAUCGAUGGCUCUGGGGAAGAGGGCUGUUCCCUGGCCUUCAAGAUUGAGGAGCACGAUGUCCUCAACGAGGAGGAGCAGUGUUGUACUUACUGUAAAGCGUUUGCAUUUUUAUCCAGGUUCAAGUGCGAGCGUACCGGUAAAACUGUCUGCAUCAUUCACGCAGGAUACCACCCAUGCUGCGACUUGACAGAAGAGCAACGAUUCGCCGGCGAGGGCCACACUUUGAUUUACAGAGUCACCGAUGACGCAAUGGCCGCAACGUAUGAGAAGGUUCUGGAGAAAGCUCGGACGCCGGAACAGUGGGAAGACAAGUACGCCAAAAUGCUUGAUGAAGAAACAACCCCGUCACUAAAAUCUCUUCGAGCCCUACUUCACGAAGGCGAGCGCGUUCCCUUCGAUCUUCCGUCCCUUCCUAUUUUGAAGGAGUUCGUCGACCGAUGCAGCGACUGGGUUGAAGAAGCCACCAACUAUACCGUGCGUAAGCAGCAGAAUCGCCGCAAGAACGAAAAGGCAUGGCAAAGUGGUAUGCGUAAAUCGAUUGGGAGCUCGUACCAGGACCAAAAGGAGCGAGAGUCACGCAAUGUGAGCAAUAUUUACCGUCUACUUCGUGAGGCAGAGCACAUUGGGUUCGAAUGUCCUGAGAUUGCACAACUCCAGGAGCGAGCUACUGCCAUCAAGGAGUUUCAGCUCAGUGCAGCCCGCACGCUCGAGAAUACAGCCACUAUCUCAAUGGAGACAAUCGAAGAAUUACUCGAGGAAGGCCGCAGCUUCAAUGUAGACACACCUGAAGUCGAUCGCCUUUCUAGGGUCCUUGAACAGAUGCGAUGGAAUCAGAAAGCUAGGGCCAAUCGAGGGCUAUUCUUGUCUUUGAAAGACGUCAAGGAGCUGAUCGAGGAUGGCAAGCGACUCGAGGUCCCAAGCUACAACGACCACCUCAAGUUUUACUCAGAUCAGAAACUUGCCGGAGAGGCCUGGGAGGCCAAAGCCAGGGAGUUAAUUCACGCCCCCGUCGUGCAUUACCCACAGCUCGAAGCGCUAUCCAACCAAGUCCAAGCAAAUGCCCUUCCCGUAUCUCCAGAUACCCUGACCGAAGUCGACAGGAUCCUGCACAAACAACGUGAAGCACAUCGCCAGAUUAUGGAUAUUACUGAGCGUUGCCGUAAUACUGAUUUCCGAAAGCGGCCCAAGUAUACUGAGGUUGUGGACAUCAUCAGAAAUGUCGAUGAGCUUAACUCGAAGCCGAAUGGCACACUUGACUUGGAAAAUGAGCGUAAACGCCAUGAAGAUUGGAUGCGUAGGGGAAAGAAGCUGUUUGGAAAGUCGAAUGCCCCGCUACAUAUUCUCAAGAGUCAUCUGGAGUAUGUUCUAGAACGCAACAUGGACUGCUUUGACGUGGAAAACGACACCCCACGGCAACCUGCGGAACCAGUGUCCCGCGAGGUAACCCCUGAGCAGACGGGAAAUCGGUUUGACGACCGCACCAGACAGGUAUUCUGCAUUUGUAGAAAAGUAGAGGCUGGCAUGAUGAUUGAAUGCGAGCUAUGCCACGAGUGGUAUCACUACAAGUGCUUAAAAAUUGCUCGUGGUAAAGUCAAGGAAGACGACAAAUAUACCUGCCCCAUCUGCGACUGGCGGAUGAAGAUUCCUCGUGACGCAGCGCGCCCAAAGCUUGAGGAUCUCAUUGCUCUAACCGAUGAGAUUCCCCACUUGCCUUUCCAGCCUGAGGAGGAGGAUGUGUUGAAUCGCAUCAUCGACAAUGCUCAAGGCUUCCGCGAUCAUAUUGCACGACUAUGCAACCCCAUCGUGUCGACAAUCGCCGAGUUGGAGACUCAGCGAUUCUAUCUUCGCAAGCUAGAAGGUGCCGAAGUGCUGCUUUCGUACGAGACAAACUUUUUCCGCCAAGAACUACAUAAAUGGUGUCCUGUCGCGCCAGAAGCACCACCUAUUCUUGAGGUCUCACUCAGCACUCGCAAGCCUCGCCCAACCAAGCUUCAAAAGAUGUUGGCCGAGUACGGGGUAGAUAACCCCGAUGACUUGCCCGAGCAUGCGAAAGGCAAAGCAAAUAGUUUGCGGCGGAAGGCAGCAAACGCUGAGGCGGCUGCUGCGGCCGCACAAAACCCCAGCGGGCAAUUGCUUCAUCCACCGAAUAACUCUACAUACGGCGGCCCAGCUUUCUUGGUUGGAUCGGGUAGCUCAGACUCACCUACCUCCCCGCAAGGGCACCCAGACAAACCUGGUGGUUCAUUAAGCGACAAUCACAGCAAAGGCGACCCGAUGGUUGUAUCCAGUGGCCUUCAACGUGGUCUCCUGGGCUCGGCUGGUCCUGUUUUCGUGGAUAACUCAGCGCUGAGCUUGGAAGAGCGCCUGCUUCGAGGCCAUGAAGACGACGUUGACCUAUACACCGAGGCCGGCAAGAGUAAGGCCUUGGAAAUCCUCGGCCGUACAGAGGUUGGCCGUGAGCAAGCUGAAAAGAUAUGGGGUCCGAACGUAUGGGGUCCAAAACGAGGAUCGAUGAGUGAGGCUGGCCGCCCCAUAUCCCCAUCUGAAGUCGAUGGCAAUACCAAACCAGACGAAGGAAACGUGGAUCAAAUGUUCAAGGAGAUGACAAACGAAGAGGAUGACGAAGACAACAAGAAGAAAGACGACAACAAUACAACAGAGACCGUGACGGCAGAGUCUCUGGAAAGCGAGAGAAACGGCCUCGACGCAAUGAUAGAUGGAGAAUAG